Messenger RNA from Gilbertella persicaria, 847 nucleotides. Its product is annotated as CTLH/CRA C-terminal to lish motif domain-containing protein. The transcript is spliced from 5 exons. Gene Ontology annotation, biological process: cytoskeleton organization; cell surface receptor signaling pathway. Bases 90 to 737 code for a protein of 215 amino acids. The record is from RefSeq and is a predicted model, not a curated record. Gene Ontology annotation, cellular component: cytoplasm. Gene Ontology annotation, molecular function: protein binding. NCBI's taxonomy places the organism in Eukaryota, Fungi, Mucoromycota, Mucoromycetes, Mucorales, Choanephoraceae.
CAAUCAAAAAUCAUGACCUGCUCAAUAAAAAUAAAAUAAAAUACGUUUUUUUCUCAUUUGCACACACACACACACAAUUAUAUUCAGUCAUGAAUGAGGCAUGUCGAGCUAUAGUUAUAGAGUACCUACUUCAUAAUUGUUACAAGAACACAGCAAAAGCACUAUUGAAAGAUAUGCACGACUUGGAUAAUUGUUCAAAAGUCAAAGAAGACAUGAAACAUAGUGCAUGGCAUGAUAUGGACACUAGAAAAGAGAUUCAUCAUGCUAUAAGAGAAGGAGAUAUUGCACACGCAUUUGAAUUGAUUCAGACACACUUUCCUGACCUGAUGGAAGCAUAUAACACACAUGCGAAUACGUCUCUUCAUGAUGCUCUUUAUCAAUUACGCUGCCAACAAUUCAUUGAAAUCCUUAGGGCACAAGGCGACAUGGAAGCGGUUCAGUUUGCACAACAGCAUAUUCGACCAUGGCGUAAACUGUAUCCUGAAAUAACCAACAAUGUACUUAUUCUGAUUGCUUAUAAUGAACUAGAGAAUGAUAAAACACGAGAACUAUUAAGUCAAGAAAGAAGAGACAACAUAGCAGAUAAAGUGAAUAAAGUGAUAUUAGAAUCAAGGCAAUUUUCUUCUUGUACUUCAUUGGAAAAGUUAUGGAGACAAAAAAUCAUUGUGCAAGUAGAAUUGGAUAACCAGCGUAGACAAGAAUCAUUCAAAAAAGCAACUGAAAAAGUGUUUAUCUAAUCCACAUAGUUUGCCUCUUCAAAUAAAGGGUUUAUUUGAAUAUCAAAAAAAAAAUAAACUAGAUUUCGUUCACAACAAGAGCUCAGGAGGAAGAGAUUGCUUAAGCUUGG